AACAUGGACGCUUCUACCCUUUCUAGGUGAAGGAGCUGGUGCUGGACAACUGCCGUUCCGACGAUGGCAAGAUCAGCGGGCUCUCCCCUGACUUUGAAAACCUGGAAUUCCUCAGCAUGAUCAACGUCAACCUUCUGUCCGUCUCCAACCUCCCCAAGCUUAACAAACUCCGGAAGCUGGAGCUGAGCGACAAUCAUAUUUCUGGUGGCCUGGAAGUCCUUGCAGAGAAAACGCCUAAUUUGACGCACUUGAACCUCAGUGGGAAUAAAAUCAAAGAGAUCAACACGUUGGAUCCUCUGAAGAAGCUGCCGCACCUGAGGAACCUCGACCUGUUCAACUGCGAGGUGACGAUGCUGAUCAACUACCGGGAGAGCAUCUUUGCCCUCCUUCCCCAGCUGAUCUAUCUCGAUGGGUUCGACACCAACGACAAAGAGGCCCCUGAUUCGGACCCGGAAGCCGACGGGCUGGACGAUGAAUGUGAUGAGAAUGGGGACGAAGAUGAGGAAGAGGAUGAUGAGGAAGAUGAAGAAUUAGAUGACGACGCUGUAGAUGAUGAAGACGAAGAUGACUUGGAUGGCGAAGAAGAGGAGAAUGGGGGCGAUGAUGAGGAUGAAGAUGAUGAGGAUGAUGGAGACGAUGAUGAGGAUGACGAAGAAGAAACUGAGGUCCAGCGGGGCGAGAAGCGGAAACGGGAAUUUGAGGAAGAGCCCUAUGAAGAAGAGGAUGAAGACAACGACGACUGAGACCUCCUCCUUCCUCCUGCUCCUCUUCCUCCUCGGCAGGCCAAUCCGUUUUUUUGCGGACUGUGACUUUCCUGGCCUCACCGUCCCCCUGUGUGAGACUGUGACGAAUCCCCCCUCUGCCUCCCGGCCACCCGCUCUUUUGUACGGCUGCAACACCCACAGUAUAUAUUUUUUUAAGAUGUAGAAAACGAUAGGUGUUUCAGGAGAAGUUGGAUUUUUGUUAGCUUCCCCCCCGCCCCCUCCCUCGAUGCUCCUGCAGUGCACCCCUUCCUCCUUUUUCCACCAGUCCCUGAUAUGGGGUAUUUGGCGACCAAAGGCUUACUAAUUCGAGGGCAGGUUUGGUGAGCCUGCAGUGAUUUGUGUUUCUCUCUUCCCCCCUGCCCCCACUUUGGCCCCCCUCCGUGACUGCCCUGGGGUCUGAUCCAGGACGCAUUUGGACACGGCUACUCCUGGUUUCGGCAGAAAAGCAGCCCCGCGGCCCCCAAGCCGGCCACGGGCACCCUGCUCUGCCAGGAGGGCUGAAGAUGCAACUUUCUGGAGGGCACGUGGCGCAGAUGUGGCCAUCGGAUGGAUCCCAGAUGCUGGGCCCUCCCUGCAGCACCGUGUCUGCGGCGAUGCUGAUCAGGAUGUUAGGACUGGAUUGUCGGUUGUUUGCUGUAAUUUUUAUUUUGCUUGCCUGCUUUUCUUCCCUGGUUUAUUCCUUACUGGUCUGUGGCCCUCAGGAGCCAGGAUGACUCUUGCUGUUCCCCUUAGAGUUCAGCUGGCCCCAAAUGGGCGUGCUCCAGAUGUGUGGGGCAGCAGUUCCCAUCGCAAGCCACACAGCAGGGAGAGUUUGGCACCCGUGGGGGAAGCCCUGCUAGAGUCAGGAUAGCAAAAGCAAAAUGGGGAGGUUGUGUCCCCCCCCAAAGAACUGCAGUUAAAAAAGUGAGAUUUCUGCAGUUGCGAGCCCUAUUUUGUCUUUCUUUUUUUGUACAGUUCCGUACAAACCUGGCUGGGGAACGCUUUGCGCAAACAACAGAAAUCUCACAGCUCAAAGUUCGGAGCUGUGGUUGGCGUUUCCUCUCCUUCCCUGCUCCUGGCCGAUGGUGGUUUGAGAUUUACGUCUUAGCCCUAGUUUACAAAGUCAGCCCAGAUUUGGUCAAAACUAGUCCCAUACAUAAAUAUCUUCCCCUCGGAAUUUUUGGUCCUCUUUUAUAUAUCUCCUUUUUGUUAAGAAAUUUGAAUAAGACUUUUAAUAAAAGACUUUGGUUUUUAAGAAGUAA
Messenger RNA from Python bivittatus (Burmese python), 2005 nucleotides. The record is from RefSeq and is a predicted model, not a curated record. Lineage: Eukaryota; Metazoa; Chordata; Lepidosauria; Squamata; Pythonidae.